ACUUUGCUGGUGAGAGAGCAAAAGAGUUGAUUCACUUAUAAAGGCGCGGGAAAACGGAAAAAUUGAAAAAAAAAAAAAAUUAAAAAAGAAGAAAGAAAAUGGAAAGAAUAAACGUGGCGGUGAGAGCACGACCAUUAUCACCGGAAGAUGCUAAAACAAGCCCUUGGCGAAUCUCCGGCAACUCCAUCAUCUUCUCAAAUCCACCCACCAAGUUUGAUUUUGACCGAAUUUUUGGCGAGGAUUGUAGAACUGUUGAUGUUUAUGAGUCCAGAACGAAAGAUAUUGUUUCGGCAGCUGUUGGUGGAUUUAAUGGCACUGUUUUUGCCUAUGGGCAAACCAACAGUGGCAAAACGCAUACUAUGCGUGGGUCUAAUGUUGAACCUGGAGUCAUCCCUCUAGCAGUGCAUGAUCUCUUUGACAUGAUACAACAGAAAGCAGAACGGGAGUUUCUUUUAAGGAUGUCCUACAUGGAGAUCUAUAACGAGGAAAUCAAUGAUUUGUUGGCUCCAGAACACCGAAAGCUUCAAAUUCACGAAAGCAUCGAGCGUGGUAUCUUUGUUGCUGGUUUGAGAGAGGAAAUAGUUACCAGCCCAAAACAAGUUCUUCAGUUCAUGGAUUUUGGUGAAGCUCAUCGUCACAUUGGGGAGACAAAUAUGAAUUUACACAGUAGUAGAUCUCACACCAUUUUCCGCAUGAUUAUUGAGAGUAGAGAUAAAGUUGAAGAUGAAUAUGCUGAGAGUUCUUGUGAUGCUGUUCGUGUAUCCAUUUUGAACUUGGUAGACCUUGCUGGUUCUGAGCGAGCUGCUAAAACUGGUGCAGAAGGUGUUCGUUUGAAAGAGGGUUCUCACAUCAACAAAAGCUUGAUGACGCUUGGAACUGUUAUUAAAAAGCUUAGUGAAGGUGCUGAGAGCCAGGGGGGUCAUGUCCCGUAUCGAGACAGUAAACUUACACGCAUCUUGCAGCCUGCGCUGGGUGGGAAUGCAAAUACGGCCAUCAUAUGCAACAUUACCUUGGCACAGUUUCAUGCUGAUGAGACUAAAAGCAGUCUUCAGUUUGCAAGUAGAGCUUUACGUGUGACAAACUGUGUUCAUGUGAAUGAGAUUUUGACGGAUGCUGCUUUAUUAAAACGUCAAAAAAAGGAAAUUGAGGAGCUGCGGGCAAAGUUGCAAGGUUCUCAUUCAGAUCACUUGGGGGAGGAGAUUUUCAACUUGAGGAAUACAUUGUUGCAGAGUGAAUUGGAAAGGGAGCGAAUAGCUUUGGAGCUUGAAGAGGAAAAGAAAGCUCAAGCUGAACGAGAUAAAAUGUUACUUCAGCAAGAGAAGAAGAUACAAAACUUAAGUUCUAUGGUUUUAUGCUCCAAUAGAGACGAGAUUCAUGAUCACCGCCAAAAGAAGGAAAAGCGGCGUGAUACUUGGUGUCCUGGGAAACUUACAAAGAAAAUGACAAAUGAGCGAGCUUCCGUUAUCCCAGGACAAGAGUGUGCAGUGAAAUCAACUGAUCGUGAAAGAGGACCACUCCUACCUUUUGAGGAACUAGUGAAUGAUAAAACCUUAAAUGCAUGCAAGCAGGAGAGGUACCAUAAUAAUGUGGCUUCGUGUGAUUUUGGCCUUCCAAAUCCACGCUCGUUGAUGCAUGUUACAAGCAGGAAAAAGGCAUCAGUCAAGAGAAGGAGCUUACCUAUGGAAAAUGCUGAACUGACUGAAAUGCGAGAGGAAUAUGAGAAAUUGCUUUCACAAUUUGAAUCUCAGAGAACAAUGAGCGAAAUACAAAUUGACUACUUAAAAAGAAGACUAGCGGAGGCAAACUACAAACCUGAUAGUGAUGAAAAAGCUGUUCAAUUUAGCACUAUUAAAAGUUCAAAUGAAACGGAGGAAAAUCUCAUUAUCAUGCAACUUCAAGAAAAGCUCUCAAUGUUGGAGAUGGAGAGAUUGUCAAGCUUGCAGAAAUUCGAGUCUGCUGCUGAAUUAGAAAAACAGAAUUCCACUAAAAGUUAUGAAGAGUUACACAUGAAGUUCUUGGCUGCACAGGAGGAAGCGAGUUUUGCUCGUCAACAACUUUCCUUUAUGAAUGAGAACGGUGAGGUCUUAAUGAAGUUAUGUGCAGACAUCCAAGAAAUAACUUUUGAUGUUCAGCGUUUAAAAACUGUUGUUGAGUCAAUGAUGGAUGAGCAUCAGCAAAGUUGUUCUGCAUUAUCAGACCUUAUUGUUGAUAUCAAGUCUAUCUAUUCCCAUGAUUUUAUUCAAAUAAAAACAUUACUUGGUGGUUAUGAAAAAAUUCAUUCUUCCAUGAAAGCCAAAGUAGAUGAAUUUGAACAUGAAAAGCUUAUAAUGCAAAAUAAAUCCGAGGACCUUCAGAAGAGGGUAGACGAAGCAUGUUUAAAUGAUGAAAAUUCAGCACGGACUUUAUCAGAACUUUCUGAAAGUCAUGAAAUGGAAAUAGCCGAGUUUAUUUCUCGUAUCAAAACACUUGAAGUUGAAGUAUCAUCUUUAGCAUCUUCUACCUUGGCUAGGGAGAAUGGAAGUAUGAGAAAAGACCUUGAGAAAACAAAAGCAAAACUCAAAGAAACAGAGUUUAAGUUAAGGAAUACUAUUCAAGAGAAAACAAAAUUAGAGGGUGAAAAAGCAUCCGUGGAGAGAGAAAUAAAACGCUUACACAAUCAGAAAGCUAUACUUGAACGUGAUAGGAGCAAACGUGAGUCAUUUGCUGAUAGAAGGCGAGAUUCAGUUAUGGAUAGAAGUUCAAAUAUAUAUGACCCAAGAAAAGUCAAAGGACUCAGUGCUACCGUUGAUCAGGAAGAGUACAGAAAACUUGAAGUACUUGCAUUUGAAAUGGAGGCUACUAUUGGUUCUUUAGAAGAAAAAAAUGCAAUCAUUAAUGAUGAAAAAGAACAGGCCGUAUCAAGAUCUGAAAGUCUAGAGUUAGAAGUACAAGAGUUGUCUGAUAAGUUAAACUUCUCAGACUCAGAAUUGAAGAGUCUAGUGGAACUGGUUUCAAGUCUUAGGGCCAAGUUGGAAGAAGUUGCACAGCAUAAUCAGAGCUCAGAUAGCUUAAUUAGUAGGUUGGAGGCGGAAAAGGAAGAAAUGGCUAUGCAACUUACUAAUGCUAUUAUGGACAUUGAGGAAGAAAGGGCUUUAUGGUCCACCAAAGAAAAAGAUUCUAUUGAAGCCAUGGAAAGAAAAUUGAAGGUCUAUAGUGAUGAGAUUGCUUUGUUAACAGAUUCAAUGUCAAAGCUGAGGAAUGAACUAGGGAAGUGCACAGAAGAAUGUCAGGUCGUCAGUAAAAAACUUAGUUAUGCCGAGGAGCAAAUGGAAGUGGAGAAGGCUUGCAAUACCGAGAAAUCACUUGAAGUCGAGCGAUUAAAGAAUGAUAUCAGAUUGCUUGAUGAUCAGAAAAGAAAAUGCGAAGAUAAAUUGCGUGAUCAGCUUCUUGAUGUUGCAAAGAACAGAGAUGAGGUAAUGGCUCAGGCGGAGGAACUACAGAAUCACAAGCUCUUAGCUGCGGAAGCUAAAAUAAAGGAGUUGACAUCGAAGCUAUCUAGUCUAGAAGUCAUGAGGCACAAGGAUGGCGCAAGGAACAACAUAGAGACAACCAAAUUGAGGAUGCGGUUUGAUGGAGUGCAAACAAAGUUGGAUAGCAUUCGACUGAGAUACCAAGAAGAAAUGCAGGUGAAAGAUUACAUGCAUAAGCAAUUUGAAGAUGCUACAAAGAAGUUGAAGAAUCAACUUGUCUCCCUUGGACAUGAAAACUUGAACCUCAAGAAGGAAGUUGCUCUCCUAAAGGGAUGAUCAUUCAUUAGGACGACUUGUUUCUUUAUAUACAUGUACAUAUUUUUUUGUAAAUUGCUAUUGUUAUUAUUUUGGUGUUUAUUUGAUCAUAUUUGGAGGUAGAAGUUUGCAAGAUAAUGAUCCAAAAUCAUUGCUUUUCAA
Molecule: messenger RNA, 3926 nt
Organism: Erigeron canadensis
Lineage: Eukaryota; Viridiplantae; Streptophyta; Magnoliopsida; Asterales; Asteraceae
Product: kinesin-like protein KIN-7O
Exons: 31
Coding region: 99-3785 (1228 amino acids)
Biological process (GO): microtubule-based movement
Molecular function (GO): ATP binding; microtubule binding; microtubule motor activity
Source: RefSeq, a predicted model, not a curated record